AUGUUCGGCGUUAUUGCGUCAGGAAAGUUAGUGCAGACAGACUUCCAGCAGUGCGGUGAAACAAAGUUUGCAACGACGGUGAUGGAGGCAGAUUCUGUUGCAGACGUCGUCGUGUUCCUCACCGGCAGCCAACCGUUUCCCCCAGAGACGGCGGGACUCGUCUACUUCAGCUGGCCGGAUGCAGAAGCUCCACCCACAUGGCAUUUGCUGGGCUACAUAUCAAACGACAAGCCGUCUGCCAUUUUCAGUAUUGCUGACCUCAAGAAAGAGAACCCUAAAAACUUCGCGGGGUUCUCAUUUGGAGAACAGAAAAUGUCGCAUCACGCUCAAAUCGGAAUAUCUGUGGAGCCUUUAACGGUUGUUUCAGAACAAGCGUCUCGUGCUGUUGACAGAACGACUAAGCCAAUUGUGGAAUUCGGACAGAAGAUGAUAGAAAACUUCGUGAACUACGUCGCGAGUUUUACCCUAUCUGUGCAACAGGUUACUCCUGCAAUAGAUGAGAACUACGUACCAUUAUCCGCUUUACGUAACUGGUAUAAUAAUUUUGAGAGGAGGCUGCGCAUCAAUCCAACCUUCUGGAAAUAA
Molecule: messenger RNA, 585 nt
Organism: Schistocerca americana (American grasshopper)
Lineage: Eukaryota; Metazoa; Arthropoda; Insecta; Orthoptera; Acrididae
Product: protein OPI10 homolog
Exons: 1
Coding region: 1-585 (194 amino acids)
Biological process (GO): protein import into nucleus
Cellular component (GO): cytosol; nucleus
Molecular function (GO): Hsp70 protein binding; nuclear import signal receptor activity
Source: RefSeq, a predicted model, not a curated record